Molecule: messenger RNA, 2903 nt
Organism: Suillus bovinus
Lineage: Eukaryota; Fungi; Basidiomycota; Agaricomycetes; Boletales; Suillaceae
Exons: 4
Coding region: 164-2695 (843 amino acids)
Source: RefSeq, a predicted model, not a curated record
AGGCAGAAACACGCGAAUUUUACCGCACUCAUCGGACCGUGGAAAAACUUUCUUGAUUGGGAUAACUAUGAUGGCACUGGAUUCAUAUCCGCAUCUCUGACUCCCCCGCCAACACUAGUGUUGUAAUCUCCUUGCUUUUCAUCUUGCUAGGUCAUCGUCAACCAUGGCGAAUGUCCACCAGGAUGGUACAACCAGGGCCUGUAAAUGUCUCAAUAUUCGAAUACAAUCUAGGCAACCGCCACUGCAGAGCACGCCUCCAGAAUUUCUCAAGGACAGUGUAACAGAUUCGGACUAUACGCUGAUAUAUGUUGGUCAAGAUGGUCUCACCGUGGCUCAUCCUCAAGUGACGAUGAGAACUCGCAAGAUGGGUCCCUCUCUGGGCGAUACAAAUCGAUGCAUCCGGUAUACGACGUUGACUUGUUUAUUAUGUCAGACCCUCGCAUAUCGUGUACAACAGUUAGUCCCACUGGAUGUGGAGGGUCAAGAGGGACCAUUACUUCCGACUUAUGAUUGGGUCGAGCAAGACAUACUGAUGAGUAGUUGCGGCUGGAUUGAGGUACACGCCGAGUGCCUGGAUUCUGAUGCCGUCUUCAAACUCUUGUCGUCAACGACAUAUUCCCCGAUUUUCAAUGUUGCUGUGCCGCCAAGUACCUCCACGCCGUCUGCGCAGCCCUCCUACAUCGCCACUACUGACGUGUCGCGCUCCCGAGUACUUUCCGAACCCAUAUUGUCAAAUUUACGUCCCUUGUUUCCACCCGCGCCCUUUGUACCUUCACAUCCCGUUUUUGCUCACCUGUCGUCCAUAGCCACAUCCCAGUCGCAAGGUCUAAGAUCGUCCGCUGAGGAGCAAUUCACCGCUCUCAUACGGGAUAAAGUCGCUGAAAUUGAGAAGGCCGAAGAAGAUUUGAAAAGAGCUGUGGAAGGUCUAUGGAGAAGAUUCAUCGAGAGCUUAGGUCAGACGGAGAAGGAUUGGAGCGCUUCCGAUGUCGCUAAGCGGAGGGACCCUACAAGAAAGCCCAAUAACAACAAUGCAGGGGGCCCGGCUAUUGGUUCACCGGUGGUUUCCAUACGGGACUUCGUGCCUGUUGUUAGCCCCGGUAGAAUGGUUUCCCCCGCGUCAUCGAUACCAAGAGUAUCUUCGCUCUCUGCUUCUCUUGCAACUUCAGCAUUUCACCAUCCUCGUGCUCUUCAGGAACGAAAUAAUUCUGGGCAGGCAAGCGAUACUUCUCGGUCGCCACCGCCUUAUUCAUCCCAUCCGUCAUCUGUCGGAUCAGCUGACAGUCGGUCACCGUCGACCUCUACUUCAUCUAGAGAACUACUACCGCUGCCAACGACAGGUGAAAGUCUUAUUCAGCCGUUUAAACGCAGCAUGGAUGAGGCUCGGGACACGGCUGCGAGCUUCCGAUAUUUUAUAGAUAUGGAAGCUGAGAUGGAAAUUAUGCGCGGACGUCAGCGACUCCAAGCAACCGGAACGAAUACUGCAGAGACGUGGAAGCCGACCGAAGGUGCGCAACCGAGUAACGCUUCCAAUUCUGCCAGCGCACCCGAUGACGAAGAGAACAAGUCGAGGGGAGCGAAGGAGGCCCGAAUGCAGAAGCCAGAUCACGGCAGGAAUGGCAAUGAGUCGAGGGGGAAGCGCAAGGUAACAUUUGACAUUAAACCAGACGCGCUGAUAGCCGACGGGCCGAAUCCGGAGAAAAAUGGAAGUGGUCAAGGACGUGAUGUGCAAGACAUGAUGAUAUUUGAUCUGGAUGGUGAAAGCAGUGAUCGAGAUUCCUCAGACGCACCUGUCCUUCCAUUCAAAGAGAUUCCUCACAUUCCCCGACGGCGUACACGCAUCCGCAACAGCACGAGUCAUGUUGGCCUGCCAACAUCUCUAUUAUCAUUGAGACCGACCUCCUUACCCGCCUAUGCUUCUCUGCAAGCCCAGACAACUAAACGUGACUGGACGUUUAGACUACAAGCCCCAACCUCUGAGCAGUUACCCACCGAAUGUAACCGACACACCAUUGAAGUCGAGGCUCUCGGGCCUACUAGUCCCCAGGAACAAGAAAUUUUGAAGUUGGUUGCCGCUGAUACCCCGAGUCACAGAGGCGCUUGGAAGCCCAAUAGCAGAGCGUGGCAGUUGUUUGUCAGCAGACAAGGUGGAAAGAACGGGUCGGCUGGAGCAUUUAUACCAGAGGAGGGUGAAGUCGGCGUUACUGUGAGUGACACAGACGACAGUGACGAUAUAACUUCAGGUCAGUUUUUUCCUUCCCUUCAAUCGAGUUGCCAUGUUCAAGAUUACUUAGGUGCACGUUAUCAUCCUCCAGGAGUCCCGGGGUCGUUACCCAUCAGAAUUGGGCCACUAUCACGCAAACGAGAACCUCUAUCAUUGGCAUCAUAUCAACCAAAGACAUCCCUUCCUGAUCGUGCUAGUGCGAUGGUGCCCCCUUUCCCUAAUGUGGUUGGUAGGUAUUCUGCUUCCGCUUUGCGGAAAGCUUCGUAUGCCGCUCGUGAUCGUGACCGUUCUAUGGACCCUGGAACGCUUGAUUUUGUCUCGCAAGAAGAUGAGGGUGACGAGGAUGACGAGAGUGAUGAGGAACCUUCUCAAAUGGACCUUCCUGAUGAAGCACGGGGAAGACAACGGGCUCUCAAGAUACUUGAAGCCCGAAGUAAACUUCCAGCGGCUGGGAUGUGGAGAAGUCUGGCGUAAGAUCUGGUUCAAGUUAGUGAUUUACAUUAUUCUUUCAAUAAUAUCCGUGCUUCAUCUACUUUGCACCUUGAUAGCCUACUUGUACCAAUACUAUCUGUUGUACAUGGUACGGAUGUUUUGGCUUGCAUUGAAUCUCAUCAUGGUUGCGGAUGUAACUACUGACUUUAUGUAAUUUUUGAAAUCUGUGGCAUCGAACAUCACGAUAGAA